GAUGCCUAAUUAAUAACAAAACAACUCGACUCAGAUCAGAACUAUAUUAAAAGCAAGUCCAAAAGAUAGAAAGUCCUAUAAUGCAUAGCAGGCUAUAAACUUUGACAGUAAUGAGCGACCAGACAAGUACAAGCCUAAACACAAGAACUUCAAGAUCUACAAGCUCUAGCACCAGCUCAAUGGGUUCCAGCUACCGUUUAGAGAGUGUAGGCGAGCCUGAGGUAGAGGAGAUGGUGGUACCAUCACUGGGUCUGGAGGAGCUGGAGGGUCGCAUUCACUCCUAUGAGGGACCACUGGAGUACAGAGCAUUGGGGAAACUGGGAGCACUCAAAGGAUGGAAGAAAAGAUGGUUCAGAAUUGCAGCAGAUAACCGACGAUCAAAUGUGUAUCAUGUUCUCAAGUCCAAAUCAACUGUCGACAGAAUCAGUGAUGUACACAAACGAUUGCUAACUGUACCGAAAUCAAACCCAAACAUCUUUCUGAACACUUUUGGCAAAGACCCUUCAAGUCGUGAUUUCAUGUCCUUCAAUGUAUGCGACUCUUCCACUGGUGCUGAUCUGUGUAUGUUCCGUGCAGAGAACAUUGUGCAGCAAAGAAAUUUUAUGGCAGCUCUUUGUGGCAAAGGACCUGGUCUGUUCACUCAAAACUCAGAUGAUAGUUUAGAGAUCACAAUGCUAACUGAUGGACCACCUACAAAUGAACUUUUUACGAGACGGAGAAGUUAUGACAGUAGGUCUAACAGACAACGGUCCACACUAUCUACGAGAAAAGCUCCAACUUAUGUUUCAACAAUGACAAAAUUAUCAAGAGAGUUCUAUCUACCUGAAGGUGUUUGCCAACCUAUUGCUCAGAUCGACUUCCCUGGAGAGCAGCUACCCGUGUAUCAAUCAUUGGAGUCUGUUGGUCCCACAAGUCCACGCACAAGGAGACCAAAAAAUGACACUUUUCUACCACCUCACGGUGACCCAGUACAUUCACCAGUCAGUCUAGGCUAUGGCACAGAAGUCGGUUUGGAACCAUGUCAACAAGCCAUCUGGGUGCCUCAAGAUAACUUUUACUAUUUCCUCGAUCACGAAAGGAAAACAUCAUUCCUACAAGACCCUCGACCUCCUUCCUCUCCAGCACAAGUUAUCAAUCAGAAGCAGCUUCCUUACACUGGCAGUGUGAAUGUCACCUCAGAACAAGAUUCACUCCCAGACUUAUGCAAAGAUGCCCAAGUGAUUACAGCUACAUCAACAAGAGCAGCCAUGAAGCCAGCCGGGCUCAUCCUCGAGGCAAGCGGUGCUGAUGGACUAGCCGGGAGUUGUGGCAGAGAUGGAGAGAGAGGAGCUAAUGGAGAACAUGAAGCAGUGGGGAUCGGAUUCAAUCACACCUCUGGAGCCGAUGGUUCUAAUGGCUUCCCAGGAACAGUAGGCCAAACAGGCAGCUCAGGAACCUGUGGCAAAGAUGGAAACACACUCAUACUAAACGUGUCUGGAGAUGCUACGAAAUUGAAAGUGACUGAUUCUUUGAGUAUGUCAACCACUGCGAAACUUGGUGGCGAUAAUUGCGAGUAUGUGAUGGUUAUGGACUGUCAUGGUGGAGACGGUGGUAACGGUGGUGACGGUGGUGUGGGUGGUGAUGGUGGUGCCGGUGGUGAUGGCGGUAGGGGAGGUCCGGACGGAGACGGAGGUCACGGUGGUGAUGGAGGAAUGGGUGGAACCGGUGGACACGGAGGAGCCGGAGGCAACGCUGGCAACGGAGGAGCUUGUGUGAUUCAGACUCAAGACCCACGACUUUUGAUGCUUGUUGAAGUUAACUGUAAAGCUGGGAAACCUGGUAAAGGUGGAACUGGUGGAAAAUCGGGAGAAGGCGGAACGAGAGGAUUUGGCGGAGACGGGGGACCAUCUUCGAGCCCCGGCGGCACCCCACCAUCACCAAGGAGCUCGUCUGUCGGCCUGAGAGGCAAACCUGGUAUGACUGGAUCGGCUGGAAACAAUGGACGUGUAGGAAAUGAUGGAAAACCUGGUUCGAAUGGAGGCAUUUUGUGGGUGAUUCAAUCAAACAUUGGAAAGGUGUUACAUGAAGCUGGCACAAGAUACGAUGCUGAGAUCACCUCACUAACGGUCACACCUGGUGUCAAUGAUGGUGUCUACGAACCCAACCAGAGGAUAUCAAUCGAGGAUGUUGUCGUGAAAAAUAGUGGUGGUCUCCCUUUACCUGAAGGCUGCAAGCUUUUCUUCCCCUCAUCUGAAACUAUUAGAUUUGAAGACACCGUCUACACACUACCAGAAAUCCCCCCCAACGAAACCUUCUCAGUGCCUUUUACAUUUUGUGGACGGAUAUUCGACCUUGCUCCUGUGAACGAACCAGGCCCAUUCUCGACAGAAGCCUCCUUCACACCUCGAGUUGAGCUGCUAGGAAGACCUUUCGAGAAAUCGUCUUUAGAGAAGAACAUUCGCGUUACCUACCCUAUCAAGCUUCCCUUUGCUCUGUCCAGAAGCAACGUCAGUCGUGGUGAAGUGACUACCCUGGAUAUUGGCAUCGAAAACACCUCCAAUGUAACGUACGGCAGUUGUCCUGAUUCGUAUGGAAGUGCAUUAGUUCGAGUUCACAUGGACGCACGAUUAAUUCCGAUUGGUGUUAUUGGACAAUCAAGCAGCGACGAAAAUAAAACACACAAUGUUACAUUUGAUUCUCUGGAGAGAGAUAGUCUAUUUAUCGAAGUCAAUCAGAUUAAACCUGGAGAGACUGUCAUGAUAUCAUUUGCUGUGCAAAUGGACCCACUAGCUGAACUUUGUGAUACGUGUGUGUGGCAAGCUGUGCUUUACUUUAAAGGCAAACGAAUCGAAUAUCGUUCCAAAGAGAUUCGAAUCUCCCCGGCUUACUCCCCCCCAAGCGAGGCCUCUCAACUAGGGGACAUUCUCAUGGUUACCAGCGAUAGUAUCUCAAGAGAGCAGUUUCUCUACUGGCAGAAAAUUUUCGAGAUUUUGAGUGUGAGCGUGGAUUUCUGGGACGCUAAUUAUCGAAAGACCUCUACCGUUCAACCCCCUCCACCGUAUGCACUAAAUGGGAUAGCCUCUCCUCAAGCUGAACCCCCCAAACCAAAACUACCACAAUUUUGCGAUCUCUUCUCUGGCAAGGUGAUCCUUUACCCUCACUGUGAUCUUGACCAGCUCCCUGCCCGGGAAAUUACCCAACACUUUCAUGGAGAAUACACCUCUGAGUCUCUGGAAGACAAGAACUCGUCUAUGCUCUUGUUUUUGAAGUCUUCACUUCCAGAAAGCCUUGAAGAUUACACCAACCAACUGACUGGACAAAUUCGCUUAUGGAAACACUUGUGCUCUACUGAGGAGAAGAUUCAACUGCCGGAGGAUGCUUACACUGGACUUCAUCUCAUAUCUCCUGGAACUUUCGUUUCUCCCGAUUGGUCAAUGAUGAGGUCAAGAACACGUACUAUGAAGACUAUUCAGAGUGAAUCCCCCACACAAUCAGUAGCACUCAUCGGGUACACAAACAAAAUCCGGCGCACAAGUCGUGUCAAGUACCAGUACGGUUCAAUGGACGUCAGACGUGUUCCUUUAUUGAAGUCUGUCAACUUUCAAUGUGUGGACUGUACCGGGAGAAAUUACAUUGCCAUGGGUACAGACGACCCUUUGCUCACACCCAGCUCACGAGAGUUUCCACUUGGAAGCAACUUUGCUCAAGUUUUACUUGCAGUACUAUGCAGUCUCCCUCUACGCUGCAAGCUGAACAUUCUGAAGAAACCAGUCGAUAAAACGUCACCAAAUUACGUCAAGUUCCACCUCCCAAAUGGACUCACACUCGGGAAAAGAGACCUGUCUGCCAUCUGUAUUGCCAGUGAUGUUACUGAUGAGUUAUUCAACUGCCCCGAAGUUCUCACACGAAUGACCACACUCUGUGAAGAUGUCACUGCCAACAGAGCCAUCUACAUUGCCUCAGGAGUGAUCCCACAACUGAUAGAGCUCAUCAAGCAAGAAGUGAAAGAGAGACAACAAAAUGGUCCUGCUUUUGUAUUGGCUUCCAAAGAACUCCUUUGUUUAUGCGAUUCGCUCGCUGUGAUUGUAGGAGAAGAAUGUUGCAAGAAAGUGUCACUCAAACUCCCCCUGCUGAAGACAUUACAAGACAAGAACAGUGUUCUGCGUUGUCAUCAGCACUCCAAUGUGUGCAUGAUGACAUGAACUGAACGUUAUUGCAUUUUUAACUAGCUAUGAUUUUUGUGUAUCAUUUCUGUUUGUGAUUUUUUUCUGUUUGUGAUUUUUGUGCUAACUUUACUUAUCAUCAUCAUCCAUUCCACUUACAUGAUUGUACUAUUUAUCAGUGACACUGUGUUGAUUUGUGCUAUAAUUUCAUCAGCUGAGCUGCUGAUAUUGUGAUAGAGCAAAUUUAA
Halichondria panicea is the source of this 4390-nucleotide messenger RNA. RefSeq lists its product as uncharacterized. The record is from RefSeq and is a predicted model, not a curated record. NCBI's taxonomy places the organism in Eukaryota, Metazoa, Porifera, Demospongiae, Suberitida, Halichondriidae. The coding region runs from base 111 to 4181 and encodes 1356 amino acids. The transcript is spliced from 3 exons.